CCUCUUUGACACGUGUGUGUGUGUCCACGCGCGCGCGCGCGCGUGCGUGUGUGUAUAUAUCAGUGUGUGCGCGUGCCUGUGCGUACAUGUAUUCCGGAUGCCCGGUGUAUACGCGGGCGGCGUCGUCACGCGGCGAUGAACGCCGAUGACACACGGGGGUUCCAAGGUAACUUCUUCGUCGGGCGGCGCGCAUCGUCGAGCGUCCAGGACUCCUCGCGGCGGCGGUGGCGGCGACGGCGGCGAGCACGCCCGCGGUGCCUACUAGCGGCACCAGGACUCGCGGAGCAACGACGAGCUGCACCUCGGAUCGAUCGACGGCCGGAGAGCGGCGCUCGAAGGUGGUGAACGUCGAAGGUGGUGAACGUCGAAGAGGAAAGAGGACGACGAGGAGGAGUCGAUCUGCCGUCGAAGGUAAAGCGAGGUGGAACCGGCUGAAAAAGAGAAUAAAAAAAGAGGAAGGCUGAAAGCGAAGAGAGACGCGGUGGUGGUGGAGACGACAGAGGGGUCGAAAGGUUGAGCGACCUACGGAUCAAGACGAGGAGGAGGUGGCGGAGAGAAAGGGGUGGCGGAGAGAGGGUAGGAGGGGUAAGAGAAGGAGGAGAACGACCGGAGAAGAAGGACGGAGAAAUGAUCUUGGUAGGUGAUUGGCAAAGUGCUGCGGUGGUCGACUCCUCGACGAAAGGCAGAUAGCGCCAUUAGUCGUUGCCGGGGCACGGAACAUCAGGCCCAUGCGCGUUGCGGCCCUGGCCGUGGGCGAAGAAGGGGAGGAGGAGGAGGAGGAGGAGGAAGAGGACGAGGAAGAGGAGGCGGAGGGCCGUACGGGGCACCACCACGGGGCCCGCGGGCCCGCGAUGCGCUCCGCGGUUACCGCGACAGUGGGGGGCAGGAGUCAAUGGUCCAUCACGACGUGUCCGAUUUUCUUUGUGUUGUUGCUGCUGCCCGUUUGGAUUCCGAUGACCGUCGUCGACGCGUCUCCCCUUCAUCCCGCACCACCGUAUAGAGAUAUCACGCGCUCGUAUAUCAGGUACUAUGAGGCAGCCAUAUAUGACACCGUAGCCUUGAAACGACAUCGCAACCGGAUACGUCGCGACGUCACCAACUCCGAGCAACCUCUGAUUUUGAACCUGAAGACACUCGAUAGAUCCUGGACGAUACGCUUGUUUCAUGAUGCGAGUCUGUUUAGCAAGGAUGUAUCCUUCGAGAGCACGAACGGACCGAUAUCCUUCGACACAUCACAUUCCUACGUUGGUACUGUUUUGGAGGACGAGAGUGCCGUGGUGCAGGGUGUUGUUACGCAAGAUGGUCUCUUCGAUGGCAGUGUCGUGACCAGAUUCGAGGAGUACUACAUCGAGCCAACGAGUAGGUAUUUGAAUAAAAAUGAAGACACGUCACCGCCCUAUCACAGCAUAGCUUAUCGCACCUCCGAUGUUACCACCCCGCCACAUCCAUUACCCUGUGCCAGUCAUCAACUGCAUCAAGAGGGGUCUCUUCGCGAUUCCUUCGAUAGAUAUAGGUACAACAAUUCUCAGGCAUUCUACGAGCCUCUGCUCGGCGAGCACGUUGCUCUCUACUCGAGGGAAAACAAUGCGAGAGUGUUAACGUUAGAAACGAAUAAUGACGUCGAGUACACGGACGCCGUGAGCGGCAGAGAUCGGAUCGCGAGGCAUCUGCACAAGCGCGCGACGGUAGAUCCCCGGAAAACUACCUGCAUGCUCUACUUGCAAGCCGACCAUCAGUUUUUCGCGCGAUACGGCACGGAGGAAGCCUGUAUCGAGGUGAUGACGAGGCACGUGCAAAGAGUCAACUCCAUCUACAAACACACAGAUUUCAAUCAAGAUGGGCGGCCGGAUAACAUCAGUUUCAUGAUCAAACGCGUCAAGGUGCACAGCGAGGAUGCAUUGAGAGAUCCUCAUUAUCGUUUUCCGGGCAAUUAUGGAGUGGAGAAAUAUUUAGAGCUCUUUUCAGAGGAGGAUUAUGACGCAUUCUGUCUGGCUUAUAUGUUCACGUAUCGGGAUUUUGAGAUGGGAACUCUGGGUUUGGCAUGGACAGGCGAUCUCAAGAAUGCUGGCGGCGUAUGUGAGAAGAACGGGCAUUACCGCGGCAGCAUGAAGUCAUUAAACACCGGCAUAGUGACCCUAUUAAAUUACGGGAAGCACGUACCGCCUGCGGUCUCUCACGUUACUUUGGCUCACGAGAUCGGCCACAACUUCGGCUCGCCGCACGAUCCGGAACAAUGUACGCCGGGCGGGGAGGAUGGCAACUUUAUAAUGUUCGCUCGUGCUACCAGCGGGGACAAGCGUAACAACAAUCGCUUCAGUCCAUGUAGUCUGAAUGCUAUAAAUCCUGUGCUCAACAGCAAGGCACGUUCUCCAAAGGGAUGCUUCACCGAACCGCAAGUAUCGUUGUGUGGCAAUGGCGUGGUGGAGGAGGGCGAGGAGUGCGAUUGCGGCUGGGAGGAGGAUUGCAGGGACUCGUGCUGCUAUCCCCAGCGCCGUUAUCCGCCGCCCGAGGAGACCCCGUGCACUCUCACACCGCGCGCGGUGUGCAGUCCUAGUCAAGGUCCGUGCUGUACCAGCGAGUGUAAUCUCCGUUUCGGAGACAAGUGCAGAGAUGACAACGGCUGUCGCGAUGCGAGCUUCUGUGAUGGUCGUUCUCCGUACUGUCCGCCAUCCAUUAACAAACCUAAUAAGACUAUCUGUAACCGCGAGCUGGUUUGCUUCAUGGGGGAGUGCACUGGCAGCAUUUGCCUAGCAUACGGACUGGAAUCUUGCCAAUGCAUACCAGGCCCGAACGAUCCGCCGACGAAGGCUUGCGAGUUAUGUUGUCGACUUCCCGGGGAAAAUCAACCAUGCUUAUCGUCUUUCGAUUGGAAUUCUCCACCAUAUGAUAUUCCCGAUAUGUUCUCAAAGCCAGGAACUCCAUGUAACGAUUAUAACGGCUACUGUGAUGUCUUUCAAAAAUGUCGCGAGGUCGAUCCAAGCGGUCCAUUAGCAACUUUAAGGAAGCUCUUAUUAUCCGACGAGAGCCUCGCCACUUUUAGACGGUGGGUCGCUGAACAUUGGUAUGCAGCCGCUCUGAUAGUUUUAGGGGCGAUAUCGUUGCUAGUGGCAAGCAUGAGAUUACUAGGCAAACGACCGGACUUGAAGCUAAAGUCUGUCACGAUUAUCCAUAGUUCUACGACGGAAACGGUACGACUUCCGCCGGAAGGUACGGAAGGAGUAACGGUGCAUCCACCGGCGGUACGUGCCAAACUUCCUCUUAGCAGAAAGGUCAGAGAGAAGAGGUGUCAUCGCAAACAUAAAGAUGGUGGCCACACCGACAAGUCUAACAAUAAGGACGCCAAAAAGAAACAAAACCAACAAACAAAGAGAUCGUCUACCGGGCAGGUCGACGAUUUUGCGCGAAAGAGACCGGCUGAAGUUUUGGCUGCUGUAACGCAGGAGAACAAACGGAAGAAGAUCACAUCCGUUAGAGAUAAAGGACAAGGUACUAGCAAUAAUCCAGGCGGUGGAAGCAGCGGCGAUAACGACAAGAGGAAACGUAAAAAGCAACAUAGAAAGGAGGUAAUUGACUAUUCAGCAAUUCAAGCGGAUAAGGAACCAGAAACAAAUACCGAUCCUAAGAGUAAAGUGCGUUCUUGGUUAUUGGCAUCUUCGCAAUGUCGACUGGAAACCGGUGCACGGACUAACGUUAACGGUAUGCCGAAAAGUAAAUCGACCCCGGUGGGUCUAACAGCCAGUGGAGGGGCGGUGGGGUCCAGAGUGCCAGUUCUAAAGAACUCAUCGAAUUCCCUCGCCAGGAAGGAACGGGCGAGGCUCCAGGUGGUAUAUAAGCCGCCGUUCAGAUUCAGCGUGAAGCUGCGAAAGUCCGACAAGGUGGCGCAAGCACCGGCUACGACUGUGAAUCAUACGAACGCGAAUAGUAGAACGGCGAAGUUACCGAGAACCGGGGUACUGCUACGAACAGCCAAGAGGAAGGACCGAGUCAGAAUAGGCAGAGCACGACAGAUAGCCCCUACCGGUAUCGGAAACAGCGGCAGCGAUCUGCCGGAACCGGCCAACUCCGAUUUGCACACCGUACCCUCCGAUCUGGAAGUAUUGCUGUCUGAGAGUGAAUUUCUCUUCUCGGAUACGUGACCAUGGAUAAUGAGCGUAUUUGAAUUCAUUUCGAGUCGUUACGCGACUAAGUAGCUCUUGCAUAUUUUCAUUCCUUAUAUCCGUGUGCGAGAAUAGAUAAUACUUUAGGAUGCGCGAAAUGAUAGAGUUUCGCGUUGAAUUGCUAGCUCGUGCGUGGAAGAAUCCCGUCCGAGAACGUGGAAGGGAAGACUCGCUUAGUUGAUUUGUUGCCCGAUUUAUCGAACGUUUUAAUUCGUUUUUCCUUCAACUAUUUGCUAACCGCUCUGUGCACAUGUUGAAAAGACGUGCUGCAUUAAUUCUCGUCAUUCUUCCUUUCCGCAUCUCCAGAGUGGAGCGAUAGUGCGGUGACCAAUCAUACGUUUGCGAACAUUCGCGCUGUCCUCGACACUCACUGCUACUCACGCGCGAUUGCGAUGAACGGAAUUUGCGCUUUGAUGAUGAACGUAUGAGGUGCGCCGACGCUAGUUUUUCGACGAUCAAGCCAGUUUUCUUCUUCCAAAGAAAGGGGCCAAAUCCACUGUUCAAAGUGCGACUGGUGUAAACGCCGCAAGUAUAUAAAUAUUGAUCUACUUAUCUAAUAUUUCCCGGAGCUAUGAAAGCAGAUUACGAUUCGUUUUCGAUGGUAGCUUUAAAUUUUCAGGGAUCAGUGCGCAGCAUUAAUCUCAAAAUGCAACGCGGUAUUUUGGGGUGUCGAAAGUAAUGCUUUAUCUUAAAGUCUCUUUACACUGUGCCUGUGCUGUUACUCUGUACUCUCUUUUUUGACGCUUAGGGAAAAUUACGUCUGUAUGGCGUAAUUUUCAAUUAAAUGGCGAUAUAUCGGUCGUAAGAAGAUGACAAAAGGUUAAUUGCGUCGACAGCCUUGAUUGACUAACUUUUAUUAGUCGCUCCCUUUGAAAUUAUAGCCCUAGUUAUAAUGUAGUCGUAAUAGAUACUACGUUACAGUCGUUGCUAUGAUACGGCUAUAAAAUACUCUAUAUUUUAAUCCUAACUGUAACAUAGCUAUUACGUACUUUAUAUUAUGGCCCUAGCUAUAAUAUAGCUAAAUUACAUUAUAAUUGUAACAUUAUAUCUUUAGCUAUGAUAUAAUUAAUAUAUAAUUCUAUAUUAUAGCUACUGUUAUAAUGUAAUGUAUUAGCUACAGCGUUUAUUCAUAGCUAGGGCUAUUGUAUCGACGCAGAAGAACAAAACUUAGCAUACCACGAUCAGAACUGAUCUGACGUUGAUGGGAACCGUGAAACGUUAGACAGUUCCGAACAGAUCGUCGGGAGGUUUUCUUGUUUCUUCGCCGCCCGAUCUGCCUGUAACGUUAUAAUAUUAUAACGUUAUUAUUCACUCGUGGUUCCUAUUGUCGACAAUUCCUAAUUACAUCUCAUGAAGCAUCUUGGAUAUACUUUGCAUCUUUAGGACGUCCGCGAGAAUUGUGAGACGAACCGACAGAUCGCUUAUAUUUUUAAGAUUGUACAAAAUAUUUUCAUUGACAUCCAUUACGCCGAGUUUUAGCGACACCGACUUUUUAACUGAUUUCUGUUGCUCGUGGUUGUUAACAGAGAACAUGCUGUUUCUUCUAUUUCAUACUUAAUCUUCAAAUCCGAUAGCUGCUAUUAUUUGGUACUUACGUCUCUUUACAUAUCUAAUUGCAUUUCUGAGUGUAUCUUCCAUUUGUAAAUAUGCUUUACC
This is a messenger RNA of Mycetomoellerius zeteki, 5813 nucleotides long. RefSeq names its product disintegrin and metalloproteinase domain-containing protein 10. Gene Ontology annotation, cellular component: plasma membrane. NCBI's taxonomy places the organism in Eukaryota, Metazoa, Arthropoda, Insecta, Hymenoptera, Formicidae. Gene Ontology annotation, molecular function: metalloendopeptidase activity. Gene Ontology annotation, biological process: Notch signaling pathway; membrane protein ectodomain proteolysis. The record is from RefSeq and is a predicted model, not a curated record.